Molecule: messenger RNA, 4706 nt
Organism: Numida meleagris (helmeted guineafowl)
Lineage: Eukaryota; Metazoa; Chordata; Aves; Galliformes; Numididae
Gene: ASB11
Product: ankyrin repeat and SOCS box containing 11
Exons: 7
Coding region: 3476-4444 (322 amino acids)
Biological process (GO): protein ubiquitination; intracellular signal transduction; positive regulation of protein catabolic process
Molecular function (GO): protein binding
Source: RefSeq, a predicted model, not a curated record
GAACCUAUCUUUCUACUGAAAUUACGCAUUUUUCUUGUGAACCAAGCAGGAUUAUUUUCAUGUUCUGAUUUGUUUCAACACUGGCAUAACUCUGGAGGUGAUGUUUGUGUGGGAUUUAUUGAACAUUACCAUGUAUAAACUGGUUGUCUAGUACACACUGGUUAUUUAAGCUCGUUUAAACAAGAAUGACUUGUGGAAUGCAUCUAGAGGGUGAGUCAUCUUCUGCUAGUAUAGGUGUUGGAGACAGAUAGAAGGAUAUUAAUUACCGGCUGGAAUUCCUUGUCAUCCUGCCCAGACAGUAGAAGUUUAGAUAACCAGAAUGGAUGUGGUGCAAUGGGUUAUGGGUAGGUGAGAUGAAUCCUACAUCUACUUGAUGAGAGCAAACUACAUACAACCCUUUUUAAAAGUUAGAGUGUUGUAACUGUGCUAUCUAAGGAUGCAAAUAAGGCAAGGGUUGCAUGGGAAAUAAUAUCAUUUAUUAGAUCAAACCGAUAGAAAAGAAAUAGCUGGGAUCUCUAGCAUGUAUUCUUGUUCUGUUCAAUUCCCUUAAUGUAUCUGUCUGUGUCCUUUUUUUUUCCCCAAUUAUUUAAUUGAAAAUGUUACUCAAACUCAAUUAAAUACAUUAGAAAUACACUCCUGUAAUUCAAAAACUGCCAAGCAUAAGAAUAGACUAACCCCUCUUUUAAGUUUUUCAAGAGGAUGUUCCUCUCUAAUCUUUAUUUCCUUGCCAAAUUCUUCAGGUCACAUCUGACAUAUUUCUUACAGCUAAAGUUAAGGUGACCCAUAAUGAAAAUGUUUUUUUUUUUCUAAGUCAGACUGUUUUUUCAUUUGUGCUCUUUCCUUGCAGGCUUUUACAUUAAAGAUACAUAAAAAUUAACUUACCAGUUCUUCAAGGGAUCUAGCUAAACUAUUCACUCACCACGUCAUGACAGUUAUAUUGAAGGAUUGACAUAUCUUCUGGAUAUUUUGAUUUGACAAUUUGGUAAUCACUCUAACAGAAGACUGCUGUUGGUUAGGCAUCGUGCUGAAGUUCUCAUUGAGGCAUGUUUUUUUCUACCAAGUGCUGACUUGUUCAGUUCAGUCCUGCAGCUUAUCGGCAAGUUGCAUAAUCCAUCGUAUUCAAAACACAACCCAGUGACGCUGCCCAAAGCAGUGAAGGAGAUAAUUCCUGUUUCUGUGUUGUGCUUGCUCUUCCUUUGUGUAACAUCUCUUGCAAUUCCCAUCUUUUGUUGCUCACCUUCCUUUAGUUUUAGAAAUGCCAGAUGUUUCUGAGUGAUCAUGCCAGAUCUUGCUAUUGCUUAUCUGACUACCACCUUCAUCUGUAUCAGUACUUCCCAUUGGGCUGUUCAGCUGCCUUCUUACUGAUGACUUCUUGAAUUCAAUCCAGUAGUGUUCUUAUACACAAGAGAUUACAUGAGUUUUUCUCAAAUGACUCCUUCAUUUAACUGAAGUCUUUAAGAUGUGCUGUUCUGAAGCCAGGAUUUGCUGCAAUACUUGUCUUUCUGGGAUAGUCAUUUUUUCUGUGACUACUUCCAAAGUGGUCAUGUUGUUUUAGACCACCAGAAAAGCUUGUCAUAAUUACUGGGGCUUCAUACUCCUUUAGGAUUAGGAGAAUUUCUGUGGAAAUUAUCUGAUCUCCAGUUUCUUGUAUUUUUCUGAAGGUUGUGGACUUGUCCAAGUUUGCCUAUUAUCUAGCCAGAUGACUGUGAAGGCACAUAAUGGAUCUCCUUUGCAACCAAAUGUCAGUUUUGUGGUCAUCCAUUUAAAGUAUGCUAUUCCUUCUUGUUUACAUUCUACUGAAAGGCAGUUUUGUGGCUCUCUCAUGAGAAAGAUUUCUCUGUUAUUUAGGCUGACCUUUUCUUUGUAAUUAUGUUAUUUUUUGCUACUUUUUUUUUUCACCCCUGCCUUGUAUUCUUUUGUUUGUUUGUUUUCUUCUAUUUACUUCUUUCUCUGUAUAUCCUAUUAUCCCAUCCCUCUGGCUUCUCUGAUAAUCUUUUUUUUUUUUUUUUUUUUUUGCUUCUGAGUUGAGUAAACUUAACUGUGUUUCUCUUUAGUUGCUUGGCUGAACUUGUCCCAUGUAAUCAUUAUAUUCAGCUAUCUUGUCACGUGGCAAACAGGAUUUAAAAAAUUGGUGAUUUUCCUUUCUUGGAUUCAUACAUGUCAUUGUUUCUACCAGCACAUUAUAUUGCUGUGAAAGGAAUGUUUUGCUUAAUAUUUAUGUGAAGUGUUAAGAUACUGGUAAAAAUGUAAUAUCUUAGUUUAAUUUAGAAUCUUAGAAAAAUAGUUUCAGUUGAAAAAAUGAAAAACAAAAAAAUCAACACUUUGCUGUGUUUUUUCCAAUCUGUCCAUGCAUAUUUACAGCAAAUUCUGGUGCACCUAGAGGGUAGAGUGCUGUAGUACUAAGUACAAGGUCAGCAAUUUUGCUACUAAACAAAUUGAAUCCUAAGUGUCCAGGGAAAUAAUUUGCUGUAGAAUUUCAUUCUGCAUAUCCACCAACUCUUUGGGAUGUCUGGCUCUUUCCCUUCAGAGGUGUGUGAGUUUAAGGGUGGAAGAACCUGAGAAAAGAGAGGAUACAAAAAAAAAAAAAAUUCUCCCUCUAACUGCACCUAUAGGAAAAUAGUGAUAAAGAAAUAUUUAAAUGAAAAGGAAAUGGGCUAUUCCACAGAGAUUCAGUCAAUUACAUGCAGAAAAAGAUACUGUUCUCUGUGGAAGCCAUUUGUUCUCAGAAAUAAAAGAAGGAAAUUAAAGGGUGCAUCUUAAAUUUCAAAUAAUAUACCUUGGAAUCAGUGACGGAUAAUGUAAAAAUAUUCCUGUUCUUUUGAAAGACUAAGAUGCUGGUUGCAAGGGAUAUUAAUGAACACCAUUCUUUAUCCGAAUGAUAGAAAAUACCAGUCUGUUAUUAUGUGUUUCUGAUUUCACACUUAAUAUAUUUUUUUCACUCAUAGAAUAACUUUGACUUCUCAGUCCCAGCUUUGAAAAUACAUGGUUUUAUUUCAGACUCUUUCAUGGUAAUGCUUUUCUUUGAUACGCUUGCCUUUGUUCCACAUGUGAGUACCAGCAAGGCCUAUUACCCAAAUGAGAAAGACAGAGAAGUAGUCUUCUUGCAGUGUCUUCUGAACUACUACUGCAACUUUGCCUGUGCAGCCUUUGUUAAUCCAACUCUUAAGUCAAAGAAUAAAUAUAAUGUGGAUGUGUAAGCUUUCAGUGGUAUGGAGAGCUUCUAUCUGAAAACGUCUUCUAAAAUCCAUGUGGGUUUGGGAAAGAUUUUUCCAUUUGUUUUGUGUGCGGUGUGGGAUUUUCGGACUAUUUUAUACUUGGUAUUGUUAUUUAGUAUCAAAUAGCUGCACCAAAUAAAAACAAAUGUAUUUUUGGUAACGGAGGAACAGCAAGUUCUGAAGGGUUUAAAAUAGAUGACAUAUGAUACCAAUAAUAGCCCGGUGCAACUUAGCAGACCUGAGAAACUAUUCAAAGCAAAAUGGAGGGCAGUUCUAUACUCCAGGCUUUCACUAACAUUUAUUUUGCCAUUUUUGCUUUGUUUUGCUUCAAACUUUUAAUUAAGAUUUCCUUGGCUCUGCUGACUCAUUUCUAUAUUGUUAAAGGCAACAGAAAAGAGGCUGCCAGGAUAGCAGAAGAGAUCUAUGGAAUAGUCCCAGGCAGCUGGGCAGACAGAUCCCCUCUGCAUGAUGCUGCUUUCCAAGGACGCCUCCUGUCUUUGAAAACCUUGAUUGCACAGGGUUUCAAUGUGAACCUGGUGACAACAGAUCGAGUCUCAGCUCUUCACGAAGCCUGUCUGGGAGGCCAUGUGGCCUGUGCAAAGCUGCUGCUGGAGAACGGUGCACACGUCAAUGCAGUCACCAUUGAUGGGAUCACUCCUCUGUUUAAUGCCUGCUGCAGUGGCUCUGUGGCUUGUGUCAACAUGCUGCUCGAAUUUGGAGCCAAGCCACAGGUUGGGAACCACCUUGCUUCGCCCAUUCAUGAGGCAGUCAAGAGAGGACACCGGGAGUGCAUGGAGGUCCUUCUGGCUCAUGGGGUUGACAUUGACCAAGAAGAUCUGCAGUAUGGGACCCUUCUGUAUGUUGCUUGCAUGUACCAGAGGACAGAGUGUGUCAAGAAGCUGUUGGAACUUGGAGCCAAUGUUAAUGCGGGGAAGCGACUAGAUACUCCACUCCAUGCAGCAGCAAGGAAAUCCAGUGCAGAGAUAGUUGUCUUGUUGGCAGACUAUGGUGCUAACCUGAAAUGCAGAAAUGCUGAAUUCAAAUGUGCCCUGGACCUUGCCAUACCCAACAGCAAAGUGGAGCAGGCACUUUUACUUCUGGAAGGCCCUGCCAGCCUUGCCCAGCUGUGCCGAUUGUGUAUCAGAAAGCAUCUGGGUCGGUCGUGCCUCUAUGCAGUACAUAAGCUGCACCUGCCUGAGCCACUUGAGAACUUUCUCCUACACCGAUAAGCCUGUGGCUAUCUUUACACUGGAAAAGAAAGAGGAACAAAUGGUUGUGUACUCCAAAAUUAUUAUAUCAAAGAAAAAAAUCAACGACAUCAUUUACUGUCUACUCUGGGUACCAAACAUUGCUACUGAUUGUGUAAAUUGAAGCCAAUGGAAAACACCUUUUCACAGACACUGAAUGGUGUUGGUACAGCUCCCCCACAGUUUAUUGCCAUAUCUAUUUUUACUAAACUGAGAAUUUGUAAUACAUGUACAACUCAAUCAA